Salvia miltiorrhiza (redroot sage) is the source of this 885-nucleotide messenger RNA. RefSeq lists its product as uncharacterized. The record is from RefSeq and is a predicted model, not a curated record. Bases 53 to 499 code for a protein of 148 amino acids. NCBI's taxonomy places the organism in Eukaryota, Viridiplantae, Streptophyta, Magnoliopsida, Lamiales, Lamiaceae. The transcript is spliced from 2 exons.
CUAACCCCAAAUUUCUCUCACGAGCUAACAAGUCUGAGCUCUGAAAUCCCAAAUGUCGUCCCAACCCCGAAACGACGACGUUCGGAACCUCGAAGAAGUUGCAGAAGAAGAAGAUGUGGUAAAGCUGGAAGAAGAAGAAGAAGAAGAAGAAGAUGGGGAAAUGGCUCAGAAAAUAGUCGAGUACCGAACCACUCUCACCUCUUCUCUUCUCGAAUCCCCGAGACCCGUUUUACCGACCCAAUUGCUGAACGAAUCGGAUCCUAAACCCCCAACGCUUCCCGCCCCGGACACGGAUGCUGCCGUCAGCCAAGUGAUGUUUUCAUCUCGCAUCGAACUUGAACAAGCUGUUGCCGAGGCUGAAGAGUUCAUGGAGGACUAUAUGAGGAGAUAUAUAGAGGAUGACAGUGCUUAUCAACGCUUGCGCCGAGCAAUCUCAAAGCGGAGUCGACGCUCGAGAAGAGCGGGAAGGCGAAAGGCAAACAGAAAAGAGAAGAGAUGAUUUCUCAAUGACUUUAGAUAUUAUGCAGAAGAAAAUGUCUGAUAUUGAGAAGCAGGAGGCAGAGAUUAUGAUGCAAUCCAAGCGAUUAGACGAGUACGACUUUGUAAUGAAGGACACAUCAAAGAUGACGGAUGCUCAGAAGAAAAUCCACGAGGAAGCAUGCGAGGCGAUAUUGAAACGAUGGGAAGAGGAGGAUCCAUCAAAUUAGUUGCUGCUCCAAUUCUUGUUUAUGUCUGCGUGUUGUGAGUUGUAUAUUUGUGUUGUGUGUUCUAUCAAUUUGGGAAAUGUGUUGUGUUGUGUUUGUAGCAAUUUCUCUUUCAAUAGAAGUUUGAGUUUGUUGUAUUGUUAAUAUUUUAAUUGUAGCAUAUUAUUCUCUCCGUCCACAA